Molecule: messenger RNA, 1301 nt
Organism: Trichosurus vulpecula (common brushtail)
Lineage: Eukaryota; Metazoa; Chordata; Mammalia; Diprotodontia; Phalangeridae
Product: C-C chemokine receptor type 5-like
Exons: 2
Coding region: 83-1135 (350 amino acids)
Biological process (GO): chemotaxis; G protein-coupled receptor signaling pathway; immune response
Cellular component (GO): cytoplasm; membrane
Molecular function (GO): C-C chemokine receptor activity
Source: RefSeq, a predicted model, not a curated record
GUCUACACAUAAUUUAUUUCACAGAUCGCUUGGCCAGAAGAACACAAGUUCCCCUCACAGGAACUCUAAGGGACAAAGCAAGAUGGACAUUGAGACAACUUCGCCAUUCUACCCAUUCGACUAUGAAGAACCCUGCCAGAAACUUGAUGUAAAGCACACAGCAUCACAGCUCCUCCCUCCACUCUACUCCCUGGUGUUCAUUUUUGGCUUUGUGGGCAAUGUGCUAGUUUUUCUGGUCUUGAUAAGAUGUAAAAAGCUGAAGAGCAUGACUGACAUCUAUCUGCUCAAUCUGGCCAUUUCUGAUUUACUUUUCAUCAUCACCCUCCCCUUUUGGGCUCACUAUGCUGCAGACCAGUGGAUCUUUGGUGAUGGCCUGUGUAAGGCACUGACGGGAUUCUAUCACAUGGGUUUCUUUGGAGGAGUCUUCUUCAUCAUCCUCCUGACCAUCGAUCGGUACCUGGCCAUUGUCCAUGCCGUGUUUGCUCUGAAAGCUAGGACUGUCACCUCUGGCAUUUUGACAAGUGUCAUCACCUGGGUAGUGGCUGGCUUAGCCUCUCUACCAGCAUUCAUCUUCACCAAAUCUCAAAAGGAAGGGAUGCAACACACCUGCAGCCCUCAUUUCCCAUUAGAGCAAUUUUCUGCCUGGAAGAACUUUGAAACUUUAAAGAUGAAUAUUUUGGGGUUAGCGUUACCCCUCUUUAUUAUGAUCAUUUGCUACUCAGGAAUCAUAAAAACAUUGCUGAGGUGUCGGAAUGAGAAGAAGAAACACAAGGCAGUGAGGUUAAUCUUUGUGAUUAUGAUAAUUUACUUUCUCUUCUGGGCCCCCUAUAACAUCGUGCUUCUCUUGAGUACAUUCCAAGCUUUAUUUGGUCUGAACAAUUGUGACAGCUCCAAGAGGCUGGACCGAGCCAUGCAAAUAACAGAGACACUUGGAAUGAUUCACUGCUGUAUCAACCCAGUGAUUUAUGCCUUUGUUGGGGAAAAGUUUAGGAGAUACCUCUCUACCUUCUUCCGCAAAUACCUUGUCCAGCGUUUCUGCAAACACUGCCCCAUUUUCCAUGGGGAGACGCUUGACCGAGUGAGCUCAACAUAUACCCGAUCUACUGGGGAGCAGGACAUUUCUACUGGUCUGUAAAGUGGAUGUAUUAUUGCAUGCAUAGGUUUUUUUUCCAGUUAAUGGAGUAAUUGCAUUAAGGUUUUAAAAUAAGUCCUUGUUUAAAAAAAAAUAAGUCCUCCCAGUCAGAUAUGCUCUAUACUAAAUAUUUUCAAACCCAUAAAAUCAAAUUCCCAACAAAGUUCAA